AUGCCGCUUCGUAAUUACGGUGUCUGGAAAGCAAACCCUGUAUCCUACGUUGUUGAACAUGAAGCGGAUGACGACAAAAGCCCGCAUUUAUCACUAUACUUCAGUGAUAAAGGAGGAUUGAGUCACCAUUCUGGCCACAAGUUUCGUCGGGCCGGCCGAGGUAACAAAGAAAUUGCUGGGCUCUUCAGAGCAGCAAUCAACAUCAAGUCUGGUGACAAGGAUGAAUCGCGACUUACCUACUGGGUGGAUCACGACUUCAAUAAUCACCCUAUCGUCAACAGUCUCACCGACCUAUCCUCGGGGUUUUAUCCCCUCGAAGAAACGGAGUCAACCCCUGCUGGUGUGAGACUAGACUACAUCCGGAGCAACUUAUUCAAUGUCAACACCGGUCGAAUCCUACCCCAUGACGAACCAGGUUCGAACAAUGAUAUGAUUGAUGUUCUAGAACCUGAAGUCAAACAGGCCAUUGACCAUAAGGCCGAUAUUUACCUAUUUGGAGAACCGUUCAGCGAUCGAAAAGGUAUUCACAAUGUGCAUAUGAAUCAAGGCAAUGUUAAGCGAUUCGCACAUGACGACGGUGUGUUCCAAGAUGGUGGCCUUUUGAUCAACUACCCACGCUCUGGUCGAUGGGUUGGAGUCUUUCUCGGAUUCGCAUCACAAGCUGUGCACACCGAUGAUAAGACAGGGCAUGCCAUAUCAUCAGAGACCUGGGGUGACUAUAUGGGGACAAAGGAGAGAGACGCCGAGAUGACAGAGGAUUCUGUGACAAUUGACGAGGCGUUGAUCAAUCCUGAGUUAGAUGGUCCCCGAGCCAGACGCAGGUCGGUUACUCUCACAAAUCCAAAAGACCACACAAUGCCCCUGUCUUCCUGGAAAAUUAAAAAUUCAGCUGGUGAAUUCCAAGCACUGCCGCGUGAUGCAGCUUUGGGUGCUAAGUCAACGCAAGCGUUCGACAUUCCGGAUGUUCAUCUCUCGAACCUUGGUGAUACCAUCACACUGUUGAAUGAACAAGGACUGAAAGUUGACGGG
This is a messenger RNA of Penicillium arizonense, 1029 nucleotides long. RefSeq lists its product as uncharacterized. Lineage: Eukaryota; Fungi; Ascomycota; Eurotiomycetes; Eurotiales; Aspergillaceae. The transcript has a single exon. The record is from RefSeq and is a predicted model, not a curated record. The annotation marks the transcript as partial.